Messenger RNA from Hevea brasiliensis (rubber tree), 1430 nucleotides. Its product is annotated as ankyrin repeat-containing protein BDA1. Gene Ontology annotation, cellular component: plasma membrane. Gene Ontology annotation, molecular function: protein phosphatase regulator activity; protein phosphatase 1 binding. Lineage: Eukaryota; Viridiplantae; Streptophyta; Magnoliopsida; Malpighiales; Euphorbiaceae. The record is from RefSeq and is a predicted model, not a curated record.
GUAUUCUUGAUUAAUAAAAACUUCACCAAGAUGAUUUGGAUGGUUAAUCAUUUUACAGGAAACUAAAGCGACAGAAAAUUUAUUGCUAGUUAUUGUUAAAGAAUUAGAUGGGCUUAAAUUAUUUGUAAAGAUUUAUCAAUUUCUUCUGCGUGUAAACAAUCUUUUUCUUCUUACAAGGAGAGAGAGAAGAGAGAACAACCAUGGAGGUUAGGCCGUACACAGAAGAUUCAACAAUGUUGUAUGAAGCAGCAAUGAGGGGCUGCAUCACAACCUUGCGAGUUUCACUUACCCACUUCACUGAAACACCUUUGCACAUUUCAGCUUUGCUUGGCCAUCUUGAUUUCACCAUAGCUAUUCUUGAAAGAUGUCCUAAAAUGGCCUCAGAAUGUGACUCGUUAAGAAGGUUUCCUCUUCACUUGGCAUCUGCUGAGGGCCAUACUCAGAUUGUCAAAGCUUUGCUAAUUCAAGACAAAGACGUUUGCUUGGCUCGUGAUCAAGAUGGUAGAACUCCUCUCCACUUAGCUGCCAUGAGAGGCAGAGUUGAAGCAAUUCAAGAAUUGGUUUGUGCAAGUUCUGAGUCCAUUUCAGUGCUUCUCGAUGGAGACAGAGUCUUGCAUCUGUGUGUAAAAUAUAACCAUUUGGAUGCUCUGAAGUUAUUGGUCCCCAUGCUUAAUGAUGAUUUUAUCAACUUGAGAAAUCAAGAUGGCAAUACCAUCUUGCAUUUAGCCGCCAUGCUAAACCAAUUGGAGACUAUAAGGUACCUCCUUUCAUUACCUGAAGUGAAAGAAAGACUGAAUAACUUAAAUGGAAUGGGUUUGACAGCCCUGGAUUUGUUAGAGCAGUGUCCAAGGGACUUCAAAAGUCUAGAAAUUCGAGGUGUUUUAAUGGAAGCCGGUGCUGAAAGAGCAGUAAAUCUAAACAGCAAUCUUUCACCGCAACCAACUAGUGCAAUUAUAUCUAUUGCACCAGAAACUGCUGUAAAUUCUACCAAAAGAUCAGAAGCAAAAUCAUGGUUUGGGAAAUGCAUGAAACACUUGCAAUACGAUGUAGAAGAAUCAAGAGGUGCAUUAAUGGUAGUGGCUACAGUAAUUGCAACCGUGACUUUCCAAGCAGCAAUGAACCCACCUGGUGGUGUGUGGCAGCAAAAUUUUGCAAAUAACUCUGGUGGUCCUAAAUGCAGCGACACAAAUAUAUGUGAAGCUGGAACUGCUGUUCUAGCCUAUGCCUACCCAGAGGCAUACAUUUAUUACUCAACUUUCAACGGUAUUGCUUUUUUUGCAUCUCUGAGCGUCAUAGCUUGUGUGGGUGGAUUUCCUCUUCGGAAUAAGUUGUGCUUUUCCCUAGUAACUUCGAGAAAUUUCGUUUCAUUUUGUAUGUUAGUAAUCGUUGGAGUUUUGUAUCAUAUACUGGAAGCUCUUGUUUUUGUAUAG